Molecule: messenger RNA, 284 nt
Organism: Rotaria sp. Silwood1
Lineage: Eukaryota; Metazoa; Rotifera; Eurotatoria; Philodinida; Philodinidae
Source: the annotation of a GenBank genome assembly
AUGAAUAUCGAUCAAGAAGAUUCAAGUAGUAGUUUUUUCUGUAAUAUUAUUGCUGAUUUAGGUCAUAUUUUAUGUGAUCCUUCAAUGAAUGCAACAGUUAGAUCUUUAGCUGGUGCUGCAUACGGUGAAAAAGUAUCAUUCAACGAUUUGGCUCCAGGAGAAUUUGAUCUUCUUUUGGGUAAGAUGAAUAAAAAAAUUCAAUGAUCAUUUUAGUAUUUCAAAUCUGUAUUUUCAAGUUUUUUUUGCUCGAAUUCAUCAAUUAACUGUUGUAUCUGUCCUUGUUG